Molecule: messenger RNA, 822 nt
Organism: Penaeus vannamei (Pacific white shrimp)
Lineage: Eukaryota; Metazoa; Arthropoda; Malacostraca; Decapoda; Penaeidae
Source: RefSeq, a predicted model, not a curated record
AUGUUCCUCUCACCCAACACGCUGAACCUCCUUCAACCACGACUCCUUCCCCGAGAGGCGACGGAGGCCAAGCAGCAGCAGCAGCAAGCGCCCAAGGAGAUUCCCCCGCAGCUUUUCCCACCCCCGUCGAUCUCCUCGAGGCAAACGGGGUCUGCGCCGCCCCCGGGGGAGUGCCAGGCCCCCUCCCGCGUCCUGAGCGCAUCGGCCUCCGGGGCACGAGCGGGAAACCACGGCGCGGAGGCUGAGCGUCCAGGACCCCGAAUGAAAUUCCUGGCAAGAGCGCGCCCGUCCGGCGGCCUUCACCCGGACGCCUCCGCUCGCCAGAGGAAUUCUUGGAAAGUUCCGCCGCGGUCGCCCCGAGUGACAGCUGACCAGGCCCCAACCCAGUCGAGCUCUCCAAGGCCCCGCAGCCCCAACCCAGUCCAGCUCUCCAAGUCCCCGCAGCCCCAACCCAGUCCAGCUCCAAGUCCCCGCACGGCCACGGACGAGACCCGUUGCAAGACCGCCUGCGCCCGCAUACCGCCGCCGCCGCUGGAGGGCGAACCUACGCAUCCUCACACCGCGCCAGGAAGAAAAAAACGUGUUGGGCCGAGAAGCCGCGCCGUCGCCCCAGCACCCGGGGGCAAACGGCCCGGGGCAAUUACACAGGUUAAUGGAAGCUCUCCGCUCCGCCCGGUGGAGAGGAUCCCGGGCCAUUCAAACGGGUACAUUCUUAGCACAAAUACAACAGCUAUCAACCAAGGGAGGCAUAUUCCGAGUACAAAUAAACGCAUUCCAACCAGUAUCACUCGGGAACACAUCUCGUCGAGCACGGAGAAAUAA